Molecule: messenger RNA, 498 nt
Organism: Drosophila subobscura
Lineage: Eukaryota; Metazoa; Arthropoda; Insecta; Diptera; Drosophilidae
Product: sarcocystatin-A
Exons: 2
Coding region: 39-464 (141 amino acids)
Molecular function (GO): cysteine-type endopeptidase inhibitor activity
Source: RefSeq, a predicted model, not a curated record
AAAGCACAAAUCAGUUUUUGUUUUGAAAAUCAAACGAAAUGUUCAAGCAUAAACUUCUGCUCAUUUGCCUGGCAUUGGCUGGCAUUGGUGCUCUGGCCAGUGGCAGUCCUCACGGUGAUGGAGAAGCUCCGCCCGCAGCAAUCGGUGGACUCGGUGCGCCCAGGACAUUGACUGGGGCGGAGCUGGACAGAGCGCAUGCCACGCUGACGUCUUCCCUGAACACUUUGGCCGCUGGCGAGGGACCCAGCUAUCGAGUCUCGAAAAUAAUGUCAGCCACCGUACAGGUGGUCGCCGGCUCUCUGAAUUCAUACAUUGUGGAGCUAAUUGAACCGAAUGGCGCCACCAAAGUAUGCGAGGUGAGGAUCUGGUCCAGACACUGGCUCCCCAACGGCAUUCAGAUCACCUUCAACUGCCCCAACGAGCCGGAGGUGGUUAAGACACACAAUGCCCGACUACGCAUUUGAAUGUAAUAAAGUUUUGACAUUUUAUUUGAAACGA